AUGCCUCGGCGUGAUACCAGUGACCAGGAAGUCCGCCUUCUGCAAGGUCACAAUCGAUCGUCUACAGACUCGGAUUCUUCAACAUCAUCUAGCGACGAUACCACAUGCGAACCAGGUCCAUCUUCGACUGCCAGUCCAAACGUUGUUGGCGCCCGUGGCACCGCCGACCAUCCGAACGACGCUUCCGAUCUUGACACGAAGAAUACAAAGAUCCAUAGUGACAGCGAGUGGUUGGAAUUGGACAACAUGAAUCCCAAUGACCUUCGCCGUCCAAAUUACCAUCGUCAUGGCGAUGGUAAAUCUGGAACCCCUCUCCUCUACAAGGAAGAUGACCCAGAGCGCGGCCGCGCUGGUUACUCGCCUCCUAAUGAUGGAUCAAAGGGGUCAAGGGAGUCCAGUGAAGACGAUCUCCCAUAUCAUCCCAGAGAAUCAAUGGGAAGACCAAGUCUCAGUCGGCGAUCAACAAUGCGCAGUCGAAGCCCUCAAACUGCUGCCGCUGCCGCCGAAGAUUCGACCAAGAAGAGGUACACGUACGCAGGAUUCUUCCUCAUUAUCAGUCUGAUCGCAUUCUGCGUCCAGACUGAACUGAGCGCAUACAUCCAACACGACCUUGGCUGGGACAAGGCUUACUGUAUGAUGUACUUUACCCACGGUUCUUGGGUUGUGUUAUGGCCAGUUCAGCUCCUUAUUUUACGCUUCCAGAAGCGCGAUGUACCAUGGCCAGUAUUCUGGAGGCGACAUAAGCAGCAAUUACGCACCACCGCCAUUAUGAUCGAAAAGCAGACCCUUGAUGUAUUUCAUAUAUCGAUUCAGCAUCGCGCAAGGCCCGUUCGCUACUUUGUUCGAUUCACUGCCAUCAUUACCUGCUCACUGACCGUCGCUGGUUUGAGUUGGUACAUUGCCGUUAGUCUGACAACGCCAUCGGAUUUAACGGCCAUUUACAAUUGCUCCGCCUUCUUCGCAUACGUAUUUUCCGUUCCACUUCUUCGCGAGCCCCUUCGACUCGACAAGUCGGUUGCUGUUCUGAUCGCCAUUGGUGGUGUCCUCGUCGUUGCUUAUGGUGACACCAAGGAGGGAGGCGAGAGUGUAGAGGCCGGAAACCGAUUCCUUGGCAACCUCGUCAUUGGUGUUGGAUCAGUUCUGUAUGGCCUGUACGAGGUCUUGUACAAGCGCUAUGCUUGCCCACCCGAGGGCUGUUCACCUGGUAGGGGUAUGAUCUUUGCCAACACCUUCGGUUCUCUGAUUGGGUUCUUCACUCUCACGGUGCUCUGGCUUCCUCUCCCAAUUCUCGACUGGCUCAACAUUGAAAAGUUUGAGAUCCCAGCUGCUUCUACGUGCUGGCUCAUUCUCCUCGCGGUGCUUUCCAAUGCCACUUUCAGCGGUUCAUUCCUCGUUCUUAUCUCGCUGACUUCACCCGUCCUGUCAUCGGUGGCUGCGCUGCUCACCAUCUUCAUUGUUGCCAUUGUGGAUUGGAUGAUCACCGGAGAGCCUCUGAGCUUUGCCGCCAUUGUUGGAGGCGCCAUGAUCAUUGUCGCAUUCUUGGGGCUGACCUGGAGUACGUAUCGAGAGAUGAAGGAGCAUGCAGCGAUGGAACCUGUUCCAGACUUUUCGGACAGCGACAAGGAUGGUGACAUCGACAGUGACGAAGAUUAG
This is a messenger RNA of Fusarium subglutinans, 1653 nucleotides long. Its product is annotated as DUF6 domain protein. The coding region runs from base 1 to 1653 and encodes 550 amino acids. The transcript has a single exon. The record is from RefSeq and is a predicted model, not a curated record. Lineage: Eukaryota; Fungi; Ascomycota; Sordariomycetes; Hypocreales; Nectriaceae.